UGUUUAUUUGGCAUUCCAGGAAGUCACAGUAGGCUCUCCUGGUGUGCCUUCAUCUCUAUCAUUUCGGCAAACUGCUUCACAAAAUUCCACUUCAAAAUCCCAACGAAAUGGCAGAAAAGCAUCCAGCGAGUGGGCCAGAGGGAUCCUCGGUAUCCUCGCGCAUCACGCUCUUCAACCAGCAUGCGGAGCAGCACCAAAACUGGAUGAUGAUUAAUCCCUUCGCCCACUACAACGUCAGCGAGAUGCCCAAGCGCAGUUUCGGCCAAGAGGAGUACGGCCGGGCUCCGGCCGGCAGUCGCUCGGAGCAGAGGGCCCUGGCGGCCAAUGUCCGGGCCCUGCAGGAGAUCCUGCAGCUAUGCGAACAGAUCGAAAAGUCGGGCCAGGAGGAUACCGAGAGGCAUGGGGGCAAGACCGUGGCCUUCGGCGCCCUCUUCGACAUCUACAAUGACAUCUCGGACAAGUUGCUGGCCACUCUGCUGGGCGCCAGGAAGUACGGAUUUGUCGACUUUAGCGGUGAGACCUUGUUCCAAGGACGCGAUGAGACCGUGCCCGUGCGGCUGGUUCGCCCUUUCCAGGAAUUGAAAAUGGAAAUCCUGGCCAAGGUCGAGGACAUACGCUGCAUUUAUGUAGAGAAGACAAACGUAGAGCCGACUACACUGCGCCAGGAGUAGGUCACACCAAAAAGGGAAUCAAGUAAAUUGAAUUAAAAUCAGCCUGAAGGCUUUACUCACCUUUCCAAUCCCACCCCAGAAUCCAAAUGGGAAACCUACGAAUCCCGUCACGUAUACGACACGAGGCCUCGGCCUAAGCUCCUGGCAGGCCUCAUUCCCUCACACCCUCCGAGAUUGUAUCACCUUCAGGAAAUAAACAAAUUACAGGAGACUUCAAA
This is a messenger RNA of Drosophila ananassae, 889 nucleotides long. RefSeq names its product actin-binding Rho-activating protein. The record is from RefSeq and is a predicted model, not a curated record. The transcript has 2 exons. The coding region runs from base 108 to 671 and encodes 187 amino acids. Gene Ontology annotation, biological process: positive regulation of Rho protein signal transduction. Gene Ontology annotation, molecular function: actin binding. NCBI's taxonomy places the organism in Eukaryota, Metazoa, Arthropoda, Insecta, Diptera, Drosophilidae.